AUGGGGCUGGUGUCCAGCAGCGACAUCUACAACCAGAGAGGAGACCAGGUGCUGGGGGACGUGCCGCGCACAUGCAAAGUCGUGGACGACGUCCUAGCCUGGGACGCCAGUUAUGAAGAGCAUCUCAAGCAUGUGUGGGAUAUCCUGAAGCGGUGCGAUGAGAACGGGAUAACGCUGAACACGAGCAAGUGCACCUUCGCAGCGGAGUCGGUGAACUUCUGCGGCUUCAGUAUCUCCGCUGAGGGGUACAGACCAGACAGGAAGAAGACGGCAGCCGUCUCUGACUUCCCACGGCCGGAGAACGUCACAGACCUAAGGUCCUUUCUAGGUCUGGUGCAUCAGAUGGGCUCCUUUUCACCAGAGGUAGCCAAAGCUGCUGAACCGCUGCGCCAGCUUCUGAGUCCCAAGAACACAUGGCUGUGGACAGAAGUGCACAUGAAGGCAUUCCACGACGUGAAGGAAGCACUGGUCAGGCCACCAGUCCUGAGCUUCUUCAACCCGAAGAGGAGGACGGUCCUGGAGACAGAUGCGGCGCGGCUGAAGGGAUUGGGAUUCAGUCUGCGGCAGCAAGACGAGGAUGGAAGGUGGCAUCUGAUUCAGUGCGGAUCCAGGUUUUUGACAGACACUGAAACCCGAUACGCUGUCAUCGAGGUCGAGAUGCUGGCCAUCCUGUGGGCUGCCAGGAAGUGCAACACCUACUUGCAAGGCAUGCAACAGUUCGAGGUUGCCACAGAUCACAGGCCCCUCAUACCGAUUAUCAACACGAAGAGUCUGCAGGACAUCGCCAACCCACGUCUUCAGCGACUUCGAGGAAGUCUUGCGCCCUACAACUUCGUGGCAGUCUGGCGCCAGGGGAAGCUUCACGCUAUACCAGACGCUCUGUCAAGGUACCCUGUGGAGGCGCCUUCUGAGGACGACAAGAAGGAGGAACGUGAGCUGACUUCACACAGCUCUGAGGUCAUCCGCGCGAUAACCAGUGUUGAAGUGGACGGGACGGACGCCUCACCGUUCGAAGAUGCGACGCUGACAGCGGUGCGGUCAGCUACGGAGAAGGAUCCGGAGUUGCUGGAGCUGAGGGCAGCUGUGCUGGACGUUUUCCCUGAGCACAAGUCGCAGUUGCAGCCACUUCUUCAUCCCUACUGGAACAUGCGCGAUCGGCUAGCAGUGGACAACAAUAUCGUCAUUUGUGGGCAGCGAGUUGUCGUACCCAGCAGCCUCCGCCGUAACGUUCUAGAGAGACUGCAUGCUAGUCAUCAAGGAGAAGACAGGACCAAAAGACGAGCCAGACAAGUGGUGUACUGGCCAGGUAUCGACAACGACAUCUCGAACAUGGUGAAGAGCUGCAAGGAGUGCCAGCUACAUCUGCCCAGACAGCAGAAAGAACCGAUUAUACAGCUACCUCAACCGACUAGAGUCUUUGAAGUCGUGUCAGCCGAUUUCUUCGAGUACGCAGCACACACAUACCUGGUGUAUGUAGACAGACUCUCCGGGUGGCCGUGGGUGUGCCACAUGGGAAGAUCGGCGUCAGCCCAUCAACUGACUACCAGUCUGCGGAAGGCCUUCGCGUCUACCGGAGCUCCGUGCCUGUUACUCACUGACGGUGGACCUCAGUUCACGGCGAAGAAGACCCGGGAAUUCCUGGACAAGUGGGGUGUUCGUCAGCAGUUCUCGUCACCUCACUAUCCACAGGCCAACGGACAUGCGGAGGCGGCAGUAAAAGCUGUCAAACGGCUGGUCAAGAAGGUGACUGUCGGAGGCGAUCUCGACACAGACGCCUUCGCCGAGGGACUACUGGAGCUGCGGAACGCUCCAAGAGCAGACGGGAGAUCGCCGGCUCAGAUUCUCCUCGGUCACCCGCUGAGAUCGAGGAUUCCGGCUCAUCAGCGUUCGUUCGCCAAGUGCUGGCUGGAACGUGCCGAUGAGGUCGACAGACAAGUCACAGAACAGAGACGCAAGGAGGCGGAGCGCUACAACUCAUCUGCGCGCUCGCAUCGCCCUCUACAGCUGGGACAGCAUGUGCUGAUGCAAGAUCACCGCACGGGCCUGUGGGACUGCACAGGCAUCAUCAGUGGCAUCAGCAAGGAGCGACGCAGUUUCCUGGUGCGCACGCCAUCCGGGCGCAUAUACUGGCGCAACAGACGUUUCCUGCGCCCGCUGCGCCCGCUCGUCACCGCCAACGGCGGGCCGGCGCGCGCGGCGCUGGAGGUUCCAGCACAGGAUCCCACCGCGGCUCUGGCAGGAGCGGCCGCUGGGACGCCAACGGCCGCGACAGAAGCAGAGCAGUCAACGUCAUCGGCUAUGACGUCACGACAGCCGCCAAGAACGCCGGCUGCUGAUACUCGCCGAGCGCCGGAGGGGGGUGACGGUGACGGAGACCGCGCGGUGACGGUGACGGAGACCGCGCGUCGGUCGCCGAGAGCUGAUCCGCCGAUUCGUCGCAGUGGUCGUAACCGUCGCGAGCCGGUCAGGUUACAG
Messenger RNA from Amphibalanus amphitrite, 2475 nucleotides. RefSeq lists its product as uncharacterized. The transcript has a single exon. The annotation marks the transcript as partial. The record is from RefSeq and is a predicted model, not a curated record. Gene Ontology annotation, biological process: DNA integration. NCBI's taxonomy places the organism in Eukaryota, Metazoa, Arthropoda, Thecostraca, Balanomorpha, Balanidae. Gene Ontology annotation, molecular function: nucleic acid binding.